AUGCCCGUAAAGCUUCAACUGUCUGAUAAGCAAAUCUCUUAUUCGGACGUGAAGGACGACGAAUCGAAUGUAUUACACAAACUUACGGCGUGGGAUCGACGGUGCAAAUUCUUCAAUCACCUAUAUCGAAAUCAGAAUAUUCUUCGUGCAGUUACUGCGCAUCAUCUUGGAUUGAAUGUCAAACUAUGCAAAGUAUCAGAACCAGAAGAGUGGAUUUAUGGCAGCUUCAAUCUAUGUAUUCCGGUCUUUAUCUCUAGUAACAAAGGGCAACCAACAGAACGGGUUAUUAUUCGAUUUCCACUACCGUAUAAGGUAGGCGGCCCAGAAAAUGCGGACGAAAAGCUUCGUUGCGAGGCUGGCACCUACAUCUGGCUUCAGCAAAACUGUCCAUCCGUCCCAAUCCCUCGCCUAUAUGGAUUCGGACUCUCGACGGGUCAGAGGUUUACUGCCAUCGAGAAACUACCUCUCCUUCGCCGGCUGGCACACGAUUUCUAUCACCGACUACGAAACUGGCUGAAGCUCCCCGUCCCUUCGAGAUACAUUCGUCAUCGAGGUGCAAGCUUUGACUCCUUGGGUUGCGGCUAUCUUUUGAUCGAUUAUAUAGAAAAAAACGAGGGUGAAAUGCUGUCAUGCACAUGGAACGAGAGGUAUCAAGAGAAGGGACUGCGCAGGAACCUCUUUCGAAGCUUAUCCCGGAUCCUGUUGAACAUCGCUCAAGUGCCACUUCCGCGCAUUGGUUCCUUCACCGUGGACAAUAACGGAUUCUUACAUUUAGGCAACAGGCCACUGUCGCUGGUAAUGCAUCAGCUUGAGAAUGAGCAGAUCCCCGUGGAUAUCCCUCGUCAUCUAACCUACACUUCCGCAGACUCAUAUGUGAUAGACAUACUCAAUUGUGUACACGAUAGUCGGUUACGCCAUCAACCAAACGGCGUCAGCGACACUGGUGACUGUAUCUACCAGAUGUCGGCUCUGGCCGCCAUGAAAGCUACCUUAUCACUCUUCCUACGACGCGACCUCCGCCAUGGACCUUUUGUUUUCAGCCUGACCGAUUUACAUCAGAGUAACAUUUUUGUUGAUGAAAACUGGAAUAUCACCUGUCUUAUUGAUCUUGAAUGGGCUUUCUCCUGUCCCGUCGAGAUGAUUCACCCUCCCCGCUGGCUAGCGAAUCAGGCAAUCGACCAGAUGGACGAGAAGAAAUACGACCCCCUCCGUCACGAGUUUCUAGAUGUUUUGGAGAACACCGAGCAGGAGCUUUCCAUUCAACCUCGACACAGACUUUCCGUUGUCAUGAAACAAGCAUGGAAGAUGGGGACGUUCUGGUACACUUUGGCUCUUCGAAGUCCAAUGGGGCUUGCUCGAGUAUUCUACGAUCACAUCCAGCCGAUACUCGCUAACGGGCAUGAAGACAACGAUGGGUUUUACCCAAUUAUGAUGGAAUAUUGGACCAUUGAUACGAGGACGUUCAUUGAGAGGAAACUAGCAGAUAAGGAGGCCUAUGACAGGAAGCUCCGUCAGGCGUUUGAGGACAAAGUAGAAAAUCCCCGUUAA
Fonsecaea pedrosoi CBS 271.37 is the source of this 1548-nucleotide messenger RNA. RefSeq lists its product as uncharacterized. Bases 1 to 1548 code for a protein of 515 amino acids. NCBI's taxonomy places the organism in Eukaryota, Fungi, Ascomycota, Eurotiomycetes, Chaetothyriales, Herpotrichiellaceae. The record is from RefSeq and is a predicted model, not a curated record. The transcript has 2 exons.